AUGGCAUCUAAAGACGCUGGCGCUGAGGCCCAGGAUAAGGGCAAAAAGGUCGACAAACCUGAGGAGGAGCAGGAGCAGGUAGAGAAGUUCUCACCAGAGGAAGAGGCGUCCCUCCUCGCCGAGUCCAACGCGAACAAGACUGAAGCAAACGCCCUCUUCGCCUCGUCAAAAUACGAAGCCGCCAUCACAAAAUAUGACGAGGCAGUCGCCGUCUGCCCCAACUACCUCGACUACGAACUCGCCGUCCUCCGCUCAAACAUCUCCGCCUGCCACCUUAAGCUCUCCCAGUGGAAAGACGCAAUCUCCAGCGCCACCGCCGCCCUCGACGGCCUCGACAGGAUCGAGAAGGAGGCCGCACUGGAGCAGCAGCGCCGUGAGGAGGAGAAAAAGGCCGAAGAAGAGGACGUCGAGGAGGAGAUCGUCAGCUCCGGCGCCAGCAAAGCCGCGCCCGCACCGGUUGGUAGCGAUGACGACCCGGAGGAGGCGGCGCGGCAGAAGCGCCGCGAGGACGUGCUGAGGAUCCGCGCCAAGGCCUUGAUGAGACGGGCGAGGGCGCGGAGCGAGGAGGGUGGGUGGCAGAAUCUCGCGGGCGCCGAGGAGGAUUACAAGGCGCUCUCGAAGAUGGCCAACCUGACGCCCGCGGACCGGAAGAUCGUGCAGACCCAGUUGCGAGUGCUGCCGCCGAGGACCAAGGCCGCGCAGGAGAAGGAGACGGCCGAGAUGUGGGGGAAGCUCAAGGAUCUGGGCAACGGCAUUCUGAAGCCGUUUGGUCUUAGUACCGACAACUUCCAGAUGGUCAAGGACGAGGCUUCUGGAGGCUACAGCAUGAAUUUCACUCAGGGACAGGGUAAAUGA
Molecule: messenger RNA, 855 nt
Organism: Colletotrichum karsti
Lineage: Eukaryota; Fungi; Ascomycota; Sordariomycetes; Glomerellales; Glomerellaceae
Product: tetratricopeptide repeat protein 1
Exons: 3
Coding region: 1-855 (284 amino acids)
Molecular function (GO): protein binding
Source: RefSeq, a predicted model, not a curated record